AUGAUCAUGAACACCGAGCGACCCGAGGCGUGGCAGCGCUUGCCGUGCACGUCUUGCCAGCGCAGCUACAAGUUCUACUGUCCUAAGUGCAAUAUAGCAGUGGGUGUUCCAGAUGACGUUGCUGUUCCUUCUCUUACGCUGCCGCUGCAGGUGCACGUGUGGUUCCACGACAAAAUCAAGAAGAGUACGGCACCCCACGCCAAGGUGCUGGCUCCACAGGACGUGGAGAUCCUUCCAUAUCCGCUACUGGAAGAUAGAGCUGAUCAACUACAGUAUACGCGCGAAAAUGCUGUGGUCGUGUAUCCAUCUUAUGCGGCCGAGACGCUGGAUGAGAUGAGUACCGAGGAGCUCCAAGCCAUUCAUACGCUCAUCUUUAUUGAUUGUCCGUGGCAGAAAGCACCGGUGAUUAUGACAGACCAUGCAAUUGCGCAUUUGCGACAUGUCAAGCUUGCUCGACCACCUCACGAAAGCAACUUUUGGCGCUAUCACAAAGCGGGGGCAGGUUGUGUCUCUACGAUUGAAGCAAUUUAUCUCAUGCUAGAAGAGUACACUGCAGCAGCAAAGAAGAGGUCGGUGUCCUUGCGAGAGGGCUCGGAUACUACGCGUUUGUCGGACCUGCUCUUCUUUUUCAAGCUGCAAUUCACACGCAUUGUCGAGCACUGUGAAAGCAAAACAGACAUUGAGCGUAAGCCACCGAUGGACGCCGACGAGAAGGAGCGUCGUCGCCUGAUGUACAGUCAGAAAGAACAAGGCAAGAAACGGCGGCUUGAGAACAAGCUGCAGGCGUGGCACGCACGUUCGCUCGCGAUACAAUCAGGCAAACGUCCGCCAGCCACGAUGCAAAGCAAGCGCCAUCGCCGGUGCUACAACUGCAAGAAGGACGACCACCACUCGAAAGACUGUCCUCAACCGUGUCGUUACUGCAAGCAGCUCGGCCAUUUUAGCGCCGAUUGUAGUAUGAAACAAGCAGCAUACGAGCGCGAGAUGAAGUUCCAACAAACGCCACGCACAAGAGCGUUGUAG
Peronospora matthiolae is the source of this 1023-nucleotide messenger RNA. Lineage: Eukaryota; Oomycota; Peronosporomycetes; Peronosporales; Peronosporaceae. The record is from the annotation of a GenBank genome assembly.